AUGAAAGGGAAUGCGUUUAUUACGUUUGCAGAGGACAGAAACCAGGGAAGGGCCAAGCUCUUGGCCAACCAUUUUGCGGGCCAAGACGAGAAUUCAACGGGCACCGGCCAGCCGACGGAGCGCCGCAGAGGACACCGCAACGAGCGUCCACGGGGACAAGGACAACUCCAUCGGGAACGACCCCGAACCGAUUGGCAGGGCACGCGGCCACCCGGUAUUCACCCCGUGGGCCCAGUGUUCUCACAGACAGAGCCCUCCGGCUCCCGGGAUGAGGCCCUGCGGGACAGACGCGCCCGGAUCAUGUCGCGCGGGCUGCCGAAGCAGAAGCCCAUAGAAGGAGUUGAGCAGGUGGUGGUCGUGGCUUCUGGAAAAGGGGGAGUUGGCAAAUCGACAACAGCAGUAAAUCUAGCCCUCGCCCUAGCAGCAAAUGAUUCGGCAAAAGAAGUUGGUCUACUUGAUGCUGACAUAUAUGGGCCUUCAAUUCCAAAGAUGAUGAACUUAAAAGGAAACCCAGAAUUAACACCAAGAAAUCUAAUGAGGCCCCUUAAGAACUAUGGAAUCGCAUGCAUGUCUAUGGGUUUCUUGAUAGAAGAGACUGCCCCAAUUGUGUGGAGAGGGCUCAUGGUCAUGUCGGCUGUUGAGAAAUUGUUGAGACAGGUUGACUGGGGUCAACUGGACUAUUUAGUGAUUGACAUGCCACCUGGGACUGGAGAUGUACAGCUGUCAGUCUCACAGAAUAUUCCAAUUGCAGGAGCUGUGAUCAUCUCUACCCCACAAGACAUGGCUUUAUUGGAUGCACGCAAAGGAGCUGAAAUGUUUAGAAAAGUCCAUGUACCUGUUUUAGGACUGAUUCAAAAUAUGAGUGUUUUCCAGUGUCCCAAGUGUAAGCAUGAGACACACAUUUUUGGAGCUGAUGGUGUAAGAGAUCUAGCAAAAACACUUGGAUUGGAUAUUCUAGGAGACAUUCCGCUGCAUGUUAAUAUACGGGAGACGUGUGAUUCAGGACAACCUGUUGUGAUCUCGCAGCCUCAAAGUGAUGCCGCUAAAGCCUAUCUAAAGAUAGCUAAGGAAAUAGUAAGGCGCCUGCCAGUACCUCCUGCGUGA
Molecule: messenger RNA, 1104 nt
Organism: Opisthocomus hoazin
Lineage: Eukaryota; Metazoa; Chordata; Aves; Opisthocomiformes; Opisthocomidae
Source: RefSeq, a predicted model, not a curated record